GACCCCCGUGUCCCCUUCUCCAUCUUCCCCAAUCCCCAGCACAGCACCUACUACCCUCCUCUUCCAUGAUUCCCUCCCUUCCAGCGCCGGCCACCCCAUUCGACAACCAGGCCAAGCUCCCUCUCUGCCCGCCUCCUCUCCCUCAUGACCUCAUCUUCGUCACGCGACGCCCCCCCCGAACUCCCUCGCCGGCAGCAGCGUCUUUCCCAUGCGAGGGCGUCGCCCCUCCCCUGUGCUCAACCUAUGACGGGUACUAGUAGGGCCUAAAUAAAAAUGCGGCAUUUUACAGGGUGGAAUAUAAAACGCUGCCUCGGAGUUGCUAUCGCAAUAUCUCCGGCUUUGACCAGGGCCGCUCUCUCUCCUUCUUCCUACUCCAUCCCCUCUCCUCUCUAACCUUUCAUUUACUUUUCUCCCCAUUCUCUCUCUCGCUCCUGCUAGUAUAUCCUUGCCCUACCAUUUGCUUUCCUCCUCCCACCCCGUCCUCCUCCCGUCCUAGACGCCAAUAGCCACCUGAGCAGCGGACAAAUCUCCUCCCAUUCGCCGGCCCCGGAGCGGUUCUCCCUGCAAAGUGUUUCGUCCAGCAGCCUUUGCUCGGUGUACAUAUGAUGGGCUGCUUCACUGCCCUGAGAUCCAAGAAGAAGAAAAGCGCUCUUGUUGCAAGCACGAAACAGGAUGAUGCAAGGGAUUCAUCUUUGAGACUCCCGGAGCCAGAAGCUCAUGUUCCAUCUCUGCAAUCAGCUCCUCCUAGUUUUAGGAAUAGGGCAAAAAUCUGCCAAUCGGCAAAUAAAGUUCCUUAUAGCAGAGCACGUGUGUUGUCUGCUCCUUCAAGCCUAAUUCUGGUUGAUCAGGAUGGCCUCCCAUAUGCUGAAUUUGAUGAUCAGGAUGACUCUAGGGGUAAAGGAGGUCCUAUUAAUCCGCAUCGUUUUUCAAAUCCACUGCCCCUUCCACUUCCCUCACCUGAAGGAAGUUCUUUGAGGAACUUUGGUAGCUUCAAAGCUAUCAAUGCAAGUGGACCACUUGACACUUCAGGUCCUCUCCCACUGCCCCCAAAGAGGUGCGAUGGGCUUAAAAACUUCUCUUAUGAUGAGGUUUCAUCUGCUUGCCAGUGGUUUUCUGGUGAUCAAUGUGUCUCAGAAUCUCUGACUUCAACAACAUACAAGGCAUCCUUCAGGGAUGAUUUUAUUGACCCAAAGACGAUGGAAGCAAUGGUGGCUCGACUAGUCCCUUCCAAUCAGAGUUUCAAAGAGUUUAAAACACAAGUCGGGACAUUCGCAUCGCUUCAACAUCCAAAUUUAUGUAAACUAAUCGGCUUUCAUGCAAGAGAAGAAUCCACUGAAAGGAUGUUGGUCUAUGAGCGGCUCCACCAUGGCAGUUUAGACAGGUUACUCUUUGGAAGACCAGAUGGUCGUUUCAUGGACUGGUCUACACGUUUGAAAGUUGCCCUGGGUGCUGCGAAAGGUCUAGCUUUCUUACACGACGAAGGACCCUUUCAGGCAAUGUAUAACGAGUUCUCAACUUCAAACAUCCAAAUAGACAAAGAUUUCACUGCAAAGCUAUCAGGAUAUGGUUGUGUUGGCUUCAAUUCGGAGGAGGAGAGAUCUAAUGCAUCUGUGGCGGCUGCAAAUAUCUCGGUAGAAACUUUGGAGAAAGGUGUACUGACUCCCAAGAGCAAUGUUUGGAGCUUUGGAGUUGUCUUGCUCGAGCUAAUAACAGGAAGGAAGAACCUUGAUGUACGUUCUUCUUUGGAAGAACAUAAUAUUGUUAAGUGGAGUAGACCUUUCCUUACUGAUGAUAGCCGUCUAUCCCUCAUCAUGGAUCCCCGUAUAAAAGGGCGUUUUCCUACCAAGGCUGCUCGGACUGUAGCAGACAUCAUUCUAAAGUGCCUUCAUCGGGAUCCAUCAGAAAGGCCGACGAUGAGGGCCGUCGUGGAUUCCCUAGCAAGCGUCCAGGACAUAAAGGUUCCCUGCCGAUAUCCUUUACAAGAACCAUCGGCUGCACCAAGAAAAGUGAUGUUAAAAUCUACGAGUCUUAAUGGCAUUGUUCCACAGCAUCCUGUUAUGACCUUAUCGCCAUCUCCUCCUUCACAAAACCAACACUUGCUCUCACCAAGAUCAUCCACAUCUGCACUGCUUCCCCCAAGGACAUGUUCGUCAACUAUUACCCUUGAAUAUCCUAGGGUAAACUCAGUUAAGAAAUCACCUCCGAAUAUUAUGCGGAGGCCCGGUGUGGAAGGUUUUUGAUUGUCCAUAUCUUUGAUAUCUUGAUUUAUUUGUUGUUUUUUGUUAGCUUAGUGGUUUUAUGCUAUCUGGUAUAUGGCCUUCUGUAGUACUAACCCUUCAGUAAUACCCACUGAGGGGCAGAGUGAACUGUAGAUAGAACCAGGUUGUAGAUACUUUUCGUUCUCAUCUGAUGGAAACAGUGUGUUCAGUGGGCCUUGUAACCUCAUUAUGCAAUAAACGUGAGUUACUCGGUUUUUGUUUGCCUUAAAGCAGUUCAGCUAUUUCUGUUGGA
Messenger RNA from Brachypodium distachyon (stiff brome), 2511 nucleotides. Its product is annotated as probable serine/threonine-protein kinase PBL1. Gene Ontology annotation, molecular function: protein kinase activity; ATP binding. The coding region runs from base 603 to 2240 and encodes 545 amino acids. Lineage: Eukaryota; Viridiplantae; Streptophyta; Magnoliopsida; Poales; Poaceae. Gene Ontology annotation, biological process: protein phosphorylation. The transcript has 5 exons. The record is from RefSeq and is a predicted model, not a curated record.